This is a messenger RNA of Telopea speciosissima, 1464 nucleotides long. Its product is annotated as sulfite exporter TauE/SafE family protein 5-like. Lineage: Eukaryota; Viridiplantae; Streptophyta; Magnoliopsida; Proteales; Proteaceae. Bases 21 to 1430 code for a protein of 469 amino acids. Gene Ontology annotation, cellular component: membrane; Cul4A-RING E3 ubiquitin ligase complex. Gene Ontology annotation, biological process: protein ubiquitination. The record is from RefSeq and is a predicted model, not a curated record. The transcript is spliced from 6 exons.
UAAAAACACAACCAAAGCAGAUGAAGAGCCAUGGCUUUCUGAAAUGGGGUUUCCUCCCCCUCAUCAUCUUCACCAUUCUUAGCCGCUCCAGAGCAUUACAACCACAACCCAUCUCGAAUCCAUUGAAAAUAGACCAGUUCAUCAACCAAAUCUCCAAAUGGAGAAAAAUCCAGAUGAGUUCAACAAUCCGUACCACUUUAGCAGGGUUUCUCUGCUUCGUGGCUGCUACGAUAUCCAGCGCAGGAGGGAUUGGAGGCGGUGGGAUUUUCUUGCCCAUUCUAAACAUAGUUGUUGGUCUAGACCUGAAAACUGCUUCAAGCUUCUCUGCUUUCAUGGUCACUGGAGGGUCGGUUGCCAAUGUUAUCUAUAACUUGUUUGGUAGAAAGACUCUGAUAGAUUAUGACAUAGCACUCCUGUCUGAGCCCUCCAUGUUGUUGGGGGUGAGCGUUGGAGUGAUCUGCCACACAGUCUUCCCUGAGUGGUUGAUUACUGUACUAUUUGCAACCUUUCUUGCUUGGUCUACCUUCAAGACCUGCAAAGCUGGGGUUUUUUAUUGGAAAGUAGAGUCAGAGGAGGCCAGCAAAAGAGGGAUUUUAGAGUCAGGAAAUGGGUUGAUUGGUGAUGAGAUAUGUUACGAGAAGCAAGAUGAGAACAAGGAAAGCAUGAAAGAGCCUCUUUGGGGUAGGGAUAGAUGUGGGAAGAGAGAAACUAGUGUGGAAACUCCAUGGAAGAAAUUGGGGUUUCUGUUGAUAAUAUGGUUGGCUUUCUUUGCUCUGCAUGUUCUUCGUGGAGAAGGAAAUGGAGAUGGAAACCAUCGCCAGAGCAUAACAGGAUUAAAGCCGUGUGGAAUUGGAUACUGGAUCUUAUCAGCGAUCCAAAUUCCAGUUGCGAUGGUCUUUACAGGUUGGAUUCUGUACCGGAAGAGAAGCAGAGUUGCAGGAGAUCGGUUCUUCAAACAACAGGAGGAGAAAGGAGAAGGGCAAUUGGAUGGGAGCAGAAGCUGGUCCAGCCUUAGUUUCCCAACGAUGGCACUCCUUGCUGGGGUUUUGGGUGGUGGUUUUGGCAUUGGAGGUGGAAUGCUUAUCAGUCCUCUUCUUCUUCAGAUGGGAAUACCUCCAGAGAUAACAGCCGCGACUUGUUCAUUCAUGGUUCUCUUCUCAUCAUCAAUGUCUGCAGCUCAAUACUUACUGAUGGGGAUAAAACAUAUAGAUGCUGUUCUCAUCUUCACUCUUGUCUGUUUUGUGGCUUCAAUUGUUGGAUUAGUGGUAGUACAGUCAGCCAUUGUGAGAUAUGGGAGGACUUCCCUCAUUGUAUUCUCAGUUGCCAUUGUUAUGGCUGUGAGCACUAUCUUGAUUACCAGCUUUGGUGCUGUUGAUGUAUGGCAAUCCUACAUGACUGGAAAAUACAUGGGAUUCAAGCUCCCAUGUUAAUGGAAGAACUGAUACCAAUUGUGUAAGAGAAGUU